CUUUCUUUAUUUCUCGCUCGGAGCCGCCAGAGCUCCGUCCCUUCGGCAUCGGCGGCAACUUUUUCGAUGAAAAUGUUGCCGAGCGCGGCGGCGGGGUAUGCGGGCUGACCGUGCAGAUCUUGGGCGGCUGCUGUGCCUUUUUUUUGUCUGGGCUCUGACUGAGUCUCCCUCUCCACUAUACCCCCCCCCCCUCUCUCUCUCUCUCUCUCUCUCUGGUUUAAUCGAGUACCGUCAAAAAAAAGCGGACAGGCCAACCCAAGCAACGAGGAGCCAGGGAGCAGAUGAAGAAUGGCAUCUUCAUCCUUAUUCUUGCUCAAAUAUUGUAGACCAACCCACAGCCGUACCAGUUUUUCAUGACUUCUUAAGACGUACUUUCAUGGUGACAAACAGCAUGUUUGGUGCUGCGAGAAAGAAGUUUGUAGAGGGAGUGGAGAGCGAUUACCAUGAUGAAAGUCUGUAUUACAGCCAGUCUUCAAUGUUCCCACAUCGAACAGAAAAAGAUAUGCUGGCAUCUCCAUCACCAUCAACAUCAGGGCAGUUAUCUCAGUUUGGUGCAAGUUUAUAUGGGCAAAGUGCAUUAGGCCUUCCGAUGAGGGGAAUGGGCAACAAUAACCCCCAGUUAAAUCGCAGCUUAUCACAAGGUACUCAAUUACCUAAUCAUGUAACGCCAACGACAGGAGUGCCCACAAUGUCACUUCAUACUCCAUCUUCACCAAGCAGGAGCAUAUUGCCUAUGAAUCCUAGGAAUAUGAUGAAUCAUUCCCAGGUUGGACAAGGGAUUGGGAUUCCAGGGAGGACAAAUAGCAUGAGCAGCUCUGGUUUAGGUAGUCCAAACAGAAGCUCACCUAGCAUUAUAUGUAUGCCAAAGCAGCAGCCAUCCCGGCAGCCUUUUACAGUGAGCAGUAUGUCCGGUUUUGGGAUGAACAGGAAUCAGGCUUUUGGGAUUAAUAAUUCACUUUCAAGUAACAUUUUCAAUGGCACAGAUGGAAGUGAAAAUGUUACAGGGUUAGAUCUCUCAGAAUUUCCAGUACUAGCAGAUAGAACCAGAAGGGAAGGAAGUGGCAAUCCCACCCCACUAAUAAAUCCGUUGGCAGGAAGGACUCCUUAUGACACUGGGUUCCUUUCGAAAAUGGGCAUGCUGGGAACUGUCCGUGUGUCCCGUCUACAGAAAUCAGUUGGGAUGGUGACAAAACCAGCAAAUGAACAGUCCCAGGACUUCUCAAUCCACAAUGAAGAUUUCCCUGCACUUCCUGGUUCCAACUAUAAGGAUCCAACUUCAAGUAAUGAUGACAGCAAAUCUAAUCUGAAUACACCAGGAAAAAAUGUAUCUAGUACAGACGGGCCCAAAUUUCCUGGCGAUAAGAGUUCAACGACGCAAAACAACAAUCUGCAGAAAAAAGGGAUCCAAGUAUUAUCUGAUGGCCGAGUCACUAAUAUUCCUACGGGAAUGGUAACAGAUCAGUUUGGAAUGAUCGGACUUUUAACGUUCAUUCGAGCGGCAGAGACUGAUCCCGGCAUGGUACAUCUCGCAUUAGGCAGUGAUUUAACAACACUAGGCCUCAACCUAAACUCUCCAGAAAAUCUCUACCCCAAAUUUGCAUCUCCUUGGGCAUCAGCACCCUGCCGACCUCAAGAUAUUGAUUUUCAUGUUCCCUCAGAGUAUCUAACAAACAUACACAUUAGGGACAAGCUCGCUGCAAUAAAACUUGCCCGCUAUGGAGAGGACCUCCUUUUCUAUCUAUACUACAUGAAUGGAGGAGAUGUCUUGCAGUUACUUGCAGCAGUAGAGUUAUUUAACCGAGACUGGAGGUACCACAAAGAAGAGCGAGUCUGGAUCACCAGGGCCCCAGGAAUGGAGCCAACAGUAAAGACCAACACCUAUGAAAGGGGGACAUACUAUUUCUUUGACUGUCUUAACUGGAGAAAGGUUGCUAAAGAGUUCCAUCUGGAGUAUGAUAAACUAGAGGAGAGACCUCAUCUGCCGUCAUCUUUGAACUACAACCCUGCUCAGCAAGCCUUCUAAAGACUUAACUGUUCAUGGGGUAUGGCUGUCUCAGCACAAUACUCAAACUGCGGAAACCGAAGUGGCUCAGGCAUCCUGGUUUUUAUUCUUUGAGGAUCUGGCAAUUGGCUCAUGUGGAUGGAUCGACAUUUUGAAGUCCUGCCUUAGUAAUUAUGUGCUGCCCAACACAACUGAAUUUGUAUUUUUUGUUUUUUUUUUGUUUUUUUUUUAUUAUUUUGAGCAGGGUAUGUUUAAAAACGACACAAAAAAAUAAUUUCAGCCUAGAGGCAGAUUUUUUUCUGCUAAAGGACAAGUGGACCGACAACAUUUUCAUUGCUAAAUUUCCAAAGUGUAAAAAUUUAAAAAGUUUGCAUUGUUCAUUGUAGCAUUACUGGUAAUAAUAAAAAAAAAAUGUUUAGUGCAUUUUUAUGUGAAGAUCCUCCUUGUAUUUCAUUUGGAAAGAUAAGCAGCCUGCAUUUGAUUUGUUCAUUUUACUACCCCUAAUGUUUUUGAAUGGCAUUUCUGCCAAGUUAAAUGCAAGAACAUUUGACUGUUUAAGUGAAUGUUAUUGCCACGACCUCUGGACAUUUUCCACGGUUGUGUAUCACUGGGCUUCAUCUUUCCAGAAUGAGCAAAACACUGUCCAGUCUUUGUUACAAUUUUGUAAUAAAAGUGUACAUUUUUUUAAUUUUUGGACAUCACAUGAAUAAAGAUAUGUAUGUACGAAUGUG
This is a messenger RNA of Chiloscyllium plagiosum (whitespotted bambooshark), 2733 nucleotides long. Lineage: Eukaryota; Metazoa; Chordata; Chondrichthyes; Orectolobiformes; Hemiscylliidae. The record is from RefSeq and is a predicted model, not a curated record.